AUAAAUAAAAUGGUUGUUUUCUGAAUUAGACAAAAACAUAUGUUGUAAAAAUAAUUAAAUGAUAUGCAAGCUAGAGUAGGUGCAAGGAGAAAGAUGUAAUUUUCAAGUAAAAUAUGAAUGAUAAAUUCAAAUAAGACGGAGAAAAAUUUCUAAAUAACAAAUUCAAUGCCUGAUAAAUUGAAAAAAGGCGAGACAACAAAAUCUCACAGGUCGAGCAAUGAUUUCCGAAUCCGUACGCCGGACAAGACGAGGAGCAGUGAAAUCAAAGAAAAAGCGGCCAAGGCGGCGAUAUCGAGACGGAUUUCCAAUGGGCUCCCCGGCCUGGAUUGGUCCAUCUCAGAAGACGUCGUAGGGAAGAACCGCCAGCUGGCAACAACCGGUGUCUAUUUCUGUUGUCCCUCAAUCAGCAAUGAAGUUCUCACAAAGAGGGAAUGGAAGGAAAAGAUCAGAAACCACUUGAAAGCCCAGUUGUCUAGAGACAGGGGAAAAUCGGCUGCGCUCAUGAUACACACACUCAAUGCAGAUAGGGUGCUCGUUAAUUCUUGUGUUGAAACGAUUUGCACUUAUUUAAACAACCUGAUAUCUUCGCCUGAUGAGCCCAAAUUCAGAAAAAUCAGAAAAGACAAUAAAGUGUUCAGCUGCAAGGUGCUCCCUUUAGAAGGUGCACUUGAGUUCCUUUAUGCAGCGGGCUUUGAGAUGAAGACAUUCUUGAUUGACGAUAAGAAAGAGGCUUUUCUAGUUUUCGACGAUAAGAAAUACGACAAGAAACAUCUUCAAGAUCUGGUAGACGAGUUGAAGUUGACCGAGCCAAUCCACCUCCAAGUCCACCGGGACACGACCAUACUCCUCGCAGACCAGGCAAUCAACAAGGUGGAGCUGCCCGAAGAUUUCUACAACAGGACGACUGAAGACUUGAGACGCGAGCAAGCGAGGCGAGAAGAAAACCUCAACCUCUCCCUUCAGCUCAGGACGAAAGCGAUGAGAGAACGCCAAGAAGACAGGGAAAAGAGAAAAUACAAAUACUCGCUCAUCAGGGUGAGAUUUCCCGACAACACGUUUUUACAGGGGACGUUCGGUGUCAACGAGACGCUCAGAUCUGUGAGAGAGUUCGUCAAGGAUAAAUUGAGCAAAAACGGCAAUUUCACGCUGGUCAAUUCUCUCGGCAGGACCUUGUCAGAGACGGAUGACAACAAAACCCUCUUCGAUCUGAAACUUCUUCCGGCUGUGCUUCUCACCUUCAUCUGGGGACAAGGCACUCCACCUCAAAACUAUCUGAAAUCGAGAUAUCUAAGGAAAAUAAAACAGUAAUUUCAAAACAUACUAGGGCAUUUGUUAAAUUCGGU
This is a messenger RNA of Cimex lectularius (bed bug), 1343 nucleotides long. Its product is annotated as UBX domain-containing protein 6-like. The record is from RefSeq and is a predicted model, not a curated record. The coding region runs from base 166 to 1308 and encodes 380 amino acids. Gene Ontology annotation, molecular function: protein binding. NCBI's taxonomy places the organism in Eukaryota, Metazoa, Arthropoda, Insecta, Hemiptera, Cimicidae. The transcript has a single exon. Gene Ontology annotation, cellular component: cytoplasm.